Messenger RNA from Betta splendens (Siamese fighting fish), 1506 nucleotides. RefSeq names its product cornifelin-like. Bases 418 to 1080 code for a protein of 220 amino acids. The record is from RefSeq and is a predicted model, not a curated record. NCBI's taxonomy places the organism in Eukaryota, Metazoa, Chordata, Actinopteri, Anabantiformes, Osphronemidae. The transcript is spliced from 5 exons.
UUAUCAUAAUCUAUGGCACAUAUUUUAAUACGUACACCUCUGACGUACUGCAAACACGCACACUUUCCGUAUUACUUUAUUACCUUCAGUUUCAGAGUUUCCAAACGUGAUUUGGUGCAUCGAUAGCGCCCACAUUAAAGCUCCUUCAGUCAAUGAGGGAGUCUAUGUUAAUAGGAAGUCAUUUCACAGUAUCAAUGUGCAGGUAACUAUUUUUUCCAGUUCAGAAUCUUUGGGUUUAAAGAUUCCAUUAAACUUAUUACUGUUUCCAUUAACUAGGUAAUAUUUGAUACAACCCAUCUCAUCACUAAUGUUGAAGCCAAAUGAUCAGGGUCAGUGCAUGAUUCCAGAAUCUUCAGGGAAUCGUCACUAUGUCACAUGUUUUAACAGGGAGCUCGGAGUCUGCGCCAGCGCAAAGACAUGUCCAGCAUUUACCCAUCUACUGGGGUCGUCACACGGUCCACCCAAUACCAAGGCCCUGGUAUGGCGGUUCAAAAUCAGCCUACCCGGACCGUGAUACCGACCGCUCCUCCCCAAAGCCCAGCGACGGCAGUACAAUAUCCACCAAACCAGCUGAUGACGAUAACCACCACCUCCCACGGCCCAGGAAUGGCCGUACAGCAUCAGCCUACCCAGAUAAUGGCGAUGCCUUCCACCUCCCAAGGCCCAGGGAUUGCUGUACAGCAUCAGCCUCCCCAGAUAAUGACGAUCACCACCACCUCCCAAGGCCCAGGCACUUGGAGCACCGGCCUUUGCCACUGCUGCUCUGAUAUGAGCACCUGCUGCUUCGGGAUGUGGUGUUUUACCUGCAUGCAGUGCGAGACUGCCAACAAGUUUGGCUGGUGCUGCUGCGUUCCCACGCUGGAUUUGUGCUGCGUGGUGUCUUACCUACUCCGGACCUCCAUUAGACAGCGCCACAACAUUCAUGGCUCGUGUUGUAAUGACUACUGUACGAUAUGCUGGUGUUACCCAUGUGUUUGGUGCCAGAUGCGGCGCGAGCUGAAGAUCCGGGACAGGAAGCCAGCCACCGUGCAGGUGGUCACUACACAGCUACCGCGGGUACACACUGCUCAGAUGUACUGAUUGAGUCUUACAUAUUAUAUAUUUUUUCUAAUGUUGUAAUACGGAAGUGUUGCUCUGUUUGUUGUCUUGUUCAGUGUUUGGCUGAGGAUGACAAGAAAAAGAUGUGUCAAUUGUAGCAUGUAACUUUUGAUAUGCUUGCACAGUAAGUGUUUUAGGUUUCAAGUUACCGUGAAAUGCUAGAAGGACCUCUGAUCUGAUCACAAUCUCACUGCCGUUGCUCUUUGAUUCCUUCGCUGAGUUAACCUGAGUGACAGUAAAAGCGUUACGUACAGGAAGCCUUCAAACUUUAAAUCUUCAGCUAAGGUUGCUGCCAACAUGUUUGUUUUCAAUGUUCAGUGCAAUAUAUCAAGAACAAAUAAAAACUUUGUUCCAUGAGGCACAAAUUAAAAAAAAUAAUUAAAAAAUGGUGUGCAAUGGAGUGUAUAU